GCAGCACUGCACCUCCAACACUGUUUCCACCUCUGAGCAAAUCUCUGCCUAUCGUCUCUACUUUGCUGCUGAACGCAGACUCGUUCUCAUCGGUACAUGCAACUGAUACAACUCUCAACGCACGACGCGACCCGGGAAACUCUGUCUGACGCGCGGCGACCGUCUCGCGUUCUUUUCUCGAGGUGCGACUCUACUUCGUCUCUCGCGCUUCGCGGCGAUCUUCGCUCUGCCGUUUCGAAAAGUUUCAGUUGUGGGGAUAAAAGGACAGCUAAACCUUCCAAGGGAUUUUUUUAAACAACGUGGAGGACCGUCGAGGAUGAGUCGCCAGUGAGAGCAACCCCUGAUUCUGCCAGAGAGACGACAACGCAAAAGUUUGCACCAUUCUGCCCAUACCGUUUACCCCGUCUCUCUUCUCUCUCACCCUCCCACACCCCUCUGCUUUCGCCCCUCACCCCCUCCGCCCAACCCCAGCCCAGUCUCCAAAAUGGACUUGCACCGGGCGGCUUUCAAAAUGGAGAGCUCCUCCUACCUGCCCAACCCGUUAGCAUCCCCAGCGCUAAUGGUACUAGCAUCAACGGCGGAGGCCAGCCGCGAUGCCUCCAUCCCUUGCCAGCAGCCUCGCCCAUUCGGCGUGCCAGUUUCUGUGGAGAAGGACGUUCACCUUCCCUUCAACAACGGUUCCUAUACGUUCGCCUCUAUGUACCACAGGCAGGGUGCUGUACCACCAGGCUUCCCAAACAGGGACUUCCCUCCUUCCCUCUUACACCUCCAUCAUCAGUUUGCCCCACCAAAUCUGGACUGCUCCCCCAUAAGCAUGCUCAACCACAGCGGUGUUGGAGCCUUCCGGCCCUUCGCUUCUCCUCCGGAGGACCGUGAUGGAGCGGGAGGUGGAUACCAGUCUGCCUUCACCCCGGCCAAGAGGCUAAAGGGCUGCCUGGAGGCUGAGGCCUCUCCGCACCUGCGCUACUCGGACGCAGAAGGGAAAGAGUAUGACUUUGGUGGUGCUCAGAUCCCCUCCAGCUCGCCUAGUGCUCUCAAAGCUGUGGAAGAUGCAGGGAAGAAGAUCUUCGCAGUGUCAGGCCUGUUGUCAGACAGAGAAACCUCAUCCAGUCCGGAGGAUCGCAUUGAGCGCUGUAAGAAGAAGGUGUCACUCUAUGACAGUCAGGCUCCCAUCUGCCCCAUCUGUCAGGUUCUGCUGCGUCCAGGAGAACUUCAGGAGCACAUGGAACAGGAGAUGGAGAGGCUCACCCACAUGCACAUCAGCAAGAACCCAUCACACAAGGACAUCAACGCAGCUCCAGGCACACCGAAGUCUCUCCUGUUGUCAGUGCACAUCAAACGUGAGGGCGAGUCUCCAGUUGUGUCCCCGCUCUCCUCUGAUGAAGCUCACCAUUCUGACAGAUACCAGACAUUUUUACGAGUGCGAGCUAACAGGCAAACACGAUUGAAUGUCGAUGACCUCUGCUGGUGCAGGCGCUACGCCAAGGAAAGUUUCAAAAGUCCCCCAAUCCCAGUGCCCAGAGGAGUGCCCCUAGCCCCUUGCUGCCUGCGGCAUGCCCGGAUUGGGAAGAUGAAGCGCCGGAAGCCUGAGGAUGGACAGGUAUGUCCACUGUGCAGCGCCCCGCUGACAGGGACAGAGGAGGAAAUGAGUAGGCAUGUGGAACAAUGUCUGUUCAAGAGGGAAGGUGCAACAGAAGAGGAUUCCGCAGAUGUCGAAGGAGAGAACGGAACGCGGUUUGAGGAGUAUGAGUGGUGCGGACAGAAGAGGGUCCGAGCUACUACAUUACUGGAAGGUGGUUUUAGAGAAAUGCCUUCCACCAGUAAUGGCGAGAGCAGCAAACAGGAGCCAAGCUCUUCAUCUUCGUCCUCCACACCGAGGACCUGUAAAAACAGCGAGAUCGAGAAGAUCACAGAGGACUCCACAGCGACCACACUGGAGGCGCUAAAGGCCCGCAUACGAGAACUGGAAAAGCAGAUCCUCAGAGGAGACCGAUACAAGUGUCUCAUAUGCAUGCGCAAGCCGACCCAAACGGGGCAUGAUGGCAAGCAUCAGGCGGUCGAGAGGCACGGGAGCGCAGAGGCCCUGCAGCUCGGCGUGUACUGUUUGUACAGAGGCUACGUAACGGGCUGCAGCACUGCCACUGCGGCCAGCAGCGGGAUUAAGAAGCUGCUGCCGCUCCGGAGGGACUCGUAUACAAUGCCACUCACCUCCAUCCAGUGUUGGCACGUGCACUGUGAAGAAUGCUGGCUAAGGACUCUGGGAAACAAGAAACUCUGCCCACAAUGCAACACCAUCACGUCGCCAGGGGACCUCAGGCGUGUGUAUUUGUGAGCUAAACAGCUCGGAUUCUUUUCUUUUGUUGUUGUUUUGUGUUACUUUCGUUUCCAUUUGCGCUAGUGUUUUUGGUUUCCCCAUCCCCUGAGGGAGUGAAGUAUCGUCCUGACCAUGAGAGGCUCGAGCACAGACUCGCACUGACUUUAAAUGGGAACUGUCUUCACAAGCAUAGGACUAAUGAGGACUGUGUAGACUCAGUUCUCUAAUAUAAUUGCUUAUGUGAAGAGUCUUCCCUCUUUUGUUGGUCCAUGGUCCAUCCUCUCCAAAGUCAAAGCUUGGUUCCUUGAUGAGGAACGUGAUCUUCUCAGAUGAAGGAAAGAGUACUCAUUCUGUCCCUCCACCCGCACUGCUGCUGCUGCUCUUCGUCUACCACUUUUGCAACUUCUUCUCCAAGACCGCUGACGCUAACCUGACUGGAACAUCAGUCUGACGAUAAGAAGAGACUUUAAACGGACCACCCGAGGCUCUCCAGAACCCUUCGAUCUCGAUUCUCCAUUGUGUUCUCGUUCACCCCAAAUCAUUACUUCUUUUGUGGUGUUCUAGUGAUGUCAACCAAAUUCAAUGAAUCAGUGCAAGCACAUGUAUAAUAGUCUCUGUAUGUUUACAGUGUUGUGAGUAAAUGACAUAGAGAACAAAACACUUGUAUACACGCGCACACACAUGGACAUACACACGCACAUACAGAAGUAUAUAUUGAAUAAGAGUCCAGUUUUAGUUGGGGGUGGCUUGGGUCGGGAGGGAGGGGAUAUGUUUCAAUCUUGGUGAAUUAAAAAAAAAAAACUAAAGAAAAAAGAAAAGAAAACCCUCUGUAUUUUUAAAGCAGAUGUUGUUGUCUUGAAGUUGAAGUUGUAUUUCAUUGUACAGGAAGAAAUUUAAGUAAUAAUAAUAAUAAACUACUCGAACUAGGACUUAAAAGAUUUAGGUGUACAUUUUUCUUUGAAAUAUACAGUAAAAACUGUAGAUUUAAUCCUGAAACAAGGGAAAGUAUCUUUCUUUUUCUUUGCUUUUUUCUAAGAAAUGGAAAGAUUUCCUUUUAUUCACCCACGUUUUUCAGCGUUUUCGACUUUAAUGCUGAAUGCUGUGUGUCUGUUACAAACAAAUGAAAUGACUGCUUAUUCAUUCCAUUGAACAUACAGUAUUAAGACCCCUGACAGGUUGCAAAUCAUCAGUUUCUUUCCUCAAAAAAAGGGACUUUUCAGAAAACGCCAAACACUUAGGGUGGUCUCAUAAGUUACGUUCAGAUUUCCUCUUGGAGCCUUUUUUUCCCCUCAAAGAAAGAACUGGAAGAGUCAAGACUUGUUUCCCUGACUGGCCGACUGACUGACUGCUCACGUUUUCCCUAGGAGUGAGACCGUGUGCUUUAUAUUUGUACAUCUAUGUAUUCUGUGAUUUCUGUAUUGAUGUAAGCGCAAAAAAGGAAGAAAUGAAAGGUCAUUGCUGAUCCCAACAUCACAAUAAACAGUCAAAUGUUGCAUUUGUUAUAACUUAUUCCAACUUAUUCUUUAAAGCUUCACCAUAGCUGGGUCACAGUCAAAUACUGUAAAAACAGCUGUACCGAUAUCUUCAAGAUUUACACUUAAAAAUCACUCUUUCCAUAUGUAAAAUACCUCUCUCUGCAACUAUUUUGUAAAAUACAUGUAGUAAAUAAGGAUUAGGUUUGACUCUUUGUAUUCUUCCUUUGCCGAACAAUUCGUUCCUGCCCCAAAGAUGACAGAUUGCACAAGACGAUUGUGUGAUAUGAUUUGUGUCCUUGUAUAUUCUUGAAAAUGGUACGUGUCUUUCCCGUUUGUAAGUUACAUUUGACAUCAAUUAAAUGACUGUAAAUCUGAA
Messenger RNA from Puntigrus tetrazona (Sumatra barb), 4165 nucleotides. It is a transcript of the gene rnf220a, whose product is annotated as ring finger protein 220a. The record is from RefSeq and is a predicted model, not a curated record. Gene Ontology annotation, biological process: protein ubiquitination. The transcript has 14 exons. Bases 485 to 2332 code for a protein of 615 amino acids. Gene Ontology annotation, molecular function: ubiquitin protein ligase activity; metal ion binding. NCBI's taxonomy places the organism in Eukaryota, Metazoa, Chordata, Actinopteri, Cypriniformes, Cyprinidae.